Molecule: messenger RNA, 2562 nt
Organism: Xyrauchen texanus (razorback sucker)
Lineage: Eukaryota; Metazoa; Chordata; Actinopteri; Cypriniformes; Catostomidae
Product: creatine kinase B-type-like
Exons: 8
Coding region: 151-1296 (381 amino acids)
Biological process (GO): phosphocreatine biosynthetic process
Molecular function (GO): creatine kinase activity
Source: RefSeq, a predicted model, not a curated record
CCUGUACUAUAAAACAGACGCUCCAUCAUUGUCCAGUGCUGGAGAUCACAGUGACGCCGUGGAGUUACAUUCACAACCGGAAAAAUAGGGAUCUUUGUCUCAGCCCAGCCUUCUUCUAGAAGUAGUCCACAAUCCACGAGAACAACAGCCAUGCCUUUCGGAAACAGCCACAACCAGCUGAAAAUGAAGAAUUCCUGUGAGCAGGAAUAUCCUGACCUCAGCAAGCACAACAACCAUAUGGCCAAGGUGCUGACCCCGGCCUUGUAUGAGAUGUUACGCUCCAGACAGACACCCAGCGGAUUUACACUGGAUGAUGUAAUCCAGACCGGGGUAGAUAACCCAGGCCACCCCUUCAUUAUGACUGUGGGUUGUGUGGCUGGGGACGAGGAGACAUAUGAGGUGUUUAAAGAGCUGUUGGACCCCAUCAUUAAGGACCGACACGGAGGGUACAAGCCAUCAGACAAACACAAGACUGACCUCAACCCAAGUAACCUCAAGGGUGGUGAUGACCUGGACCCCAAUUACGUGAUGAGCUCUCGCGUCAGAACUGGCAGGAGUAUCUGCGGUUUCUGCCUGCCUCCCCACUGCAGUCGUGGGGAGAGGAGAGCUAUUGAGAAGCUUUCUGUUGAAGCUCUUGGUGCCCUGACUGGGGAUCUCAAAGGGAAAUACUACGCCCUGAAGAACAUGACAGAGGAUGAGCAGCAGCAGCUUAUCGAUGACCACUUCCUGUUUGACAAGCCUGUAUCUCCCCUGCUGCUGGCUUCAGGGAUGGCUCGUGAUUGGCCCGAUGCCAGGGGGAUCUGGCACAAUGAAAACAAGACUUUCCUGGUGUGGGUGAAUGAGGAGGACCACCUACGUGUCAUCUCUAUGCAGAAAGGUGGCAACAUGAAGGAGGUCUUCAACCGUUUCUGCACAGGCCUCACCAAGAUUGAGGAGUUGUUCAAAAACAAGAAACAUGCGUUUAUGUGGAAUGAGCACCUAGGCUACAUCCUCACUUGCCCAUCCAACCUCGGCACAGGCCUGCGUGCUGGAGUGCAUGUCAAACUGCCUAAUCUUAGCAAGAACAGCAAGUUUGAAGAGGUCCUCAAGAAACUGAGGCUACAGAAACGUGGAACAGGUGGUGUGGACACUGCUGCUGUGGGUGGAGUUUUUGACAUUUCCAACGCUGACCGACUGGGCUUCUCUGAAGUGGAGCUGGUGCAGAUGGUAGUGGAUGGAGUCAGACUACUGAUCGAGAUGGAGAAACGGCUGGAAAAAGGCCAGUCCAUUGAUGACCUAAUGCCUGCCCAGAAGUAAACUGCAUUUCAAAAUCGCCUCCCCCAAUUCCUCUUAACUUCUCUCCACUGCUACAUUUCUUAAUUGACAGAACAAAUGUUUGUUGACUUGUUCUUGGUAUACAUGCUGUAUUUAAUGGUUCUUUGUCUCCACUUUGACGAGUUCUUGUUUCACUCACACACACACACACACACACACACACACACCUCAGGGUCAACAGUUGGAUGAGCAUAUCUCAAAAUAAAAAUUGGUGAGUUCACCAUCUUUUUGUCAUUUUUUCCACUUCAUUCCAGGGUUCUCACAACUUUUUUUUUCAUUACUGAAUAAGGAUUACAAAUAAUUGUAUAUAGCUUGCAUGUACAAUUGUUCAAAUGUUUAAUUUAUAGCCAACAAAAUAGUUCAAAACUGAGCAUAACUAGAACAAUUUCAGGAAAAUGCACUAUGGAAAUUUCCAUUACUCUUCCAGGCCUGGUCAUCACCAUUUUAAAAUGAUAUUCUGAUAUUUCCCAGUUUUCAAUGACCAUGGGAACCCUAUAGGCCUAAUUCCUACAAAUUUUUGGAUGUAAAAAUAUGAACAGAAUGUUGAGCAGCUCAAUUGUUGACAUGCAGCUCUUACUUUUGAUAUACAAAGAGGGUUAGAUAUUCAUUGAAACAAAAAGCACAUACAGAUGAAAAACACCCAAUACAAUUUUGAGAUCAUUUCGUAGCUGUAUUAGAUUUCUGCCAUGAACACUUUGACAAGUUACAGAUAUUUUAAUAGAAUCUGUGGCGAGUCUUAUUAGUGAAAGACUACAAGAUGACCUCUUGUUUUUAGAGAACUCAAAAAAUAAGAGUAUGAAAAUGCGUAAUUACUACAUAAAGUACAUUAUUUACACAAAAAAUACACUGGAGUGGGCAAUGACGUGAAAUAAAUAAAACAUCUAAAUCUUGCUCUUAGUAACAUUCAAAUAGUGAAACUGUGCUCAAAUCAGGUUUACCGCAGUCAUUUUCACAGAUGAGCACCAGCACUAUAUAGAGGUGCAGAGCAAAUGUUCAAAGUCUUAAGCAACUUAAAAAUGUUUUUCAAGGUUUGGGCACACCCUAUACACAAGGGCUGCUCAAAACACACAAUAAUUAAAACCACCACAGAAUAGUGCCUGUUAAAAAGCUAAAAUAAAACAAACCCCCACAAAUUUCAAAUCUAGCUUCCAUGUUCUGAAUGAUCAGUAUCAACUCAUUAGUCUGUAAUGUUGAUGGCAAUGAGUUGGCUCCCGACUCAAAUCUAAUGUGCAUACAAUCGUAACACUG